Symphalangus syndactylus (siamang) is the source of this 902-nucleotide messenger RNA. RefSeq names its product C1q and TNF related 8 (gene C1QTNF8). NCBI's taxonomy places the organism in Eukaryota, Metazoa, Chordata, Mammalia, Primates, Hylobatidae. Gene Ontology annotation, molecular function: protein binding. The record is from RefSeq and is a predicted model, not a curated record.
CCCAGAGGAAGCCACCGGUGCCCCGGCGGGCAUGAAAGGGCUCUUUGACGGCUGGGUUGCCGGGACAGUAGCACAGACGGCCGGCCAGCCCUGGCCAAGAUGGCAGCCCCCGCCCUGCUGCUCCUGGCACUGCUGCUGCCCGUGGGGGCCUGGCCCGGGCUGCCCAGGAGGCCCUGUGUGCACUGCUGCCGCCCGGCCUGGCCCCCUGGACCCUAUGCCCGGGUGAGUGACGGGGACCCGUGGAGGGGGGACCUGUGGAGGGGGCUGCCUCGAGUACGGCCCACCAUAGACAUCGAAAUCCUCAAAGGUGAGAAGGGCGAGGCCGGCGUCCGAGGUCGUACCGGCAGGAGCGGGAAGGAGGGGCCGCCGGGAGCCCGGGGCCUGCAGGGCCGCAAAGGCCAGAAGGGGCAGGUAGGGCCGCCGGGCGCCCCGUGCCAACGUGCCUACGCGGCCUUCUCCGUGGGCCGCCGCGAGGGCCUGCACAGCUCCGACCGCUUCCAGGCGGUGCCGUUCGACACGGAGCUGGUGAACCUGGACGGCGCCUUCGACCUGGCCGCGGGCCGCUUCCUCUGCACGGUGCCCGGCGUCUACUUCCUCAGCCUCAACGUGCACACCUGGAACUACAAGGAGACCUUCCUGCACAUCAUGCUGAACCGGCGGCCGGCGGCCGUGCUCUACGUGCAGCCCAGCGAGCGCAGCGUCAUGCAGGCCCAGAGCCUGAUGCUGCCGCUGGCCGCGGACGACGCCGUCUGGGUGCGCAUGUUCCAGCGCGACCAGGACAACGCCAUCUACGGCGAGCACGGAGACCUCUACAUCACCUUCAGCGGCCACCUGGUCAAGCCGGCCGCCGAGCUGUAGCCGGGUGAGGGGCCCCGGGGCUGAGCACCGCACGCGUGUGAGUG